Messenger RNA from Belonocnema kinseyi, 1267 nucleotides. Its product is annotated as decapping and exoribonuclease protein-like. Gene Ontology annotation, molecular function: mRNA 5'-diphosphatase activity. Lineage: Eukaryota; Metazoa; Arthropoda; Insecta; Hymenoptera; Cynipidae. The transcript is spliced from 5 exons. Gene Ontology annotation, cellular component: cytosol; nucleus. The record is from RefSeq and is a predicted model, not a curated record. Bases 74 to 1192 code for a protein of 372 amino acids. Gene Ontology annotation, biological process: NAD-cap decapping; nuclear-transcribed mRNA catabolic process.
CAUUAUCUCUUUUUAAGCUGGAGAAUCGAAUGCAAAUCUGAAUCACAACAAAUGUCAAAAAAUUCGAGUCGUGAUGUCGUUCGAAGUAGAGCAGCAUUGGAACGAAACUUUUCCUUGUAUCACAAAACCAGAAGUUGUUGGUUAUUUCAGUAUAAAUGGACAACGUGAAUAUUUACCGGAUUUGUCACAACUGAAAUAUUUUAAUGCUCCGCGAAACAGUCGUGGUGAAGGUGUCGAACUUAACCUCAAUCAUGGGAUUGAUAAAGUAAUACGUAAACCGGAAUCAGCUUCUGGAGAAAAAAUAAAUCAUCUUCUACACUGGAUUAUUUAUAAUUCUAGUCAAAUUGAAGCCCCACCUGGAUACGGACGAUGGCUGAAACCAGAAUUUGUUUGUUAUCGAGGACUAUUGAGUGCUUUAUGGCGAACACCAUUUGAAGAAAGCGAUGGUUGGAUAGUGUGUGCAGUUAAAUUUAAAGGUACUAUUUACCUCUGCGGAUUUGAUACAGAAGAAAUGAAGCAGAGGAAGGAAAAUGCAACAGCCAGGGAUUUAAUGAUGUCCUCCUGGGGUUUCAAAUUCGAGCAGUAUGUUCUAUCAGAUUCUCCUGAGAAAAAGCCGGAUGUCUCAGAGCCAGUUAACGAAUCUGAAGAAUUCUGCUGCAUGUUCUCUUGUGAGUUUGGGGACAAUUCGAUGCUGUAUGGAGCAGAGAUGGAUGGAAUUGAGACAACAGAGCCGUUGAAAGAACCCGUUCCAUGGAAAAAUGUGAAUUUUAUAGAACUUAAAACCAACCGAAUUAUUGAAACUGGGCGGCAAGAUGUUUUCUUUAGAAAAAAACUUUUGAGAUGGUGGUGUCAGUCUUUCUUAGUUGGUAUUGAGAAUAUCUUGUGCGGUUUUAGAACCAAUAACGGAAAAGUUAUUGAUUUGAAAAGAUACAAGGUUGUGGAUCUGAUAAAAAUGGCUAAGAAUUAUUGGGAGCCCUCCCCCUGUAUGAACUUUUGCGACGCUUUCUUGAGUCACAUAAAGACUGUCGUUACUGAGGAUUACAACAAAUGCAUUUACAAAUUUACCUGGAGGCCUGGAGGAAAAAUCGAAAUGAAUAUUCUAAAUAGCGAAGUCGCUUCAGGUCUCGGAGCGCAAUACGCGUUUUUACCUCAGUGGUUCACAGAAAGAGCAGCCGAAUUGCAACGGAACUAAGGUGAUAUUAUUUUAGCCGACAGUCCAUUAAAAAUGUAAAACUUGUCAAGUUAGGAAUUAAAAUUAAAUUAUUUA